CCGCGUGUCGCGCGCAUCAGGCUCAGUUUGACCUCAUGAGCAAGGCCUUCGUGCUGCCGAGAAAGAGACGACUCCAGAACGAUCAAUCGAGCCGAUCGAUCAAACUGAUGAAUACAGCGGAUAGAGUGAACUUCUCGAAGAUCGCGUAUCGCAUAACAAGUGUCUUUGUUGUGUGAGAGCCCGUCUGCAUUCGACUGAAGGUCUACCGGAUACGUGGCACCACAUAGUGGAGCACACUAUCGCAGCGUGGUGGCACGAGAAAUAAAUAUAUAAAAUCGUAUAUAUCCAGACUCCACGCAAGUGGAAGUAGAUACAACAAAAAAAUACGCGGUACCAUACCGCGUCUGCCUCGUCCCUUUUACUAGUGCACUCUUCAUCCGGUUGGAACCCGCGUGGUUUUAAGUGACGAGUCAAAUGUCCAGCGAUAUGAAGGACUCCACGCAACUGACCGCUCUGAGCGAUCACCGUCAGCACCAUCAUCGGCAUCAUUAUCAUCAUCAGCAUCAGCAGGACAAGACGCUCGUGAACGAAGACGAGUGCAGCAUCGACAGCGGCUGCAGCAGCGACGACAGUACCGGAAGCUGCGAGCGACCGUCGCGUCGCAGUAGCAGCGAGUGUCUCUGCAGAUCCAGCAGAUCUUCACGACGGUACUCCUACCUGGAGCAGCUGCGAGGACGGUCGACGCGUUCACAGGAACGUUUCAGCAGCAGCGUGCAGAGAUCAUUGGAGCGCACCUGGAGCCCCGCCGAGGACGUCAGGAAUCUAUCUCGCGGUAGUGUCUCGCCCUCUUCCUACUCGUCGAGCCCCUCGGACGCGUACAGCAGCGACAGCGACUCCUUCAAGCGAUUCUCCACCACGGAGACCUUGCGCCGCGCGUUCCAGAGUCUGAAGAUCGCCUCAGCCAAGUCGGAGAAUAACAAGGAGAAGAAACACGCGAAGAAGAGCCCGAAGAAGAUCCUGCGCAGCCCCGUGCUAUACAUGUACGUCCGAGGACCGUCAGGCCUGCCGACUCAGAGGGUACCACGAAGCUCUGGUCUUCAGCAGCAGACGAUACACCUGCCUUACUCCUGCCAGGAUCUGAUCGGACUCUACCAAUAGAUCAAGGCUAACAGCGUAACUGCCUAACAUGCUAUCGAAUAGGACCAAGACAUUCUGCCAAGGAAGACCCGCGCUUAAGAAUGAACACGCGCGCGCAAUUGAUCGAGGCAUCGCGCGAUCGUAUUGCGAAAAUAUAUCUUCUCGUUUCUACUCUUCUCCUCGAAUCCGUCAAUAAAUAUCGUCGCUAUUUCUUCCGGAUUCUUUUCGUGGGUUUCCACCUCGAUUUCUUCAUUUGCCGCUCGUUCGUUCAGCCACAUCAGAUCGAUUUAUUAAUAUGAGUCAAGCAGGCGGUUCAACGUGCUUAAAGUACGUUCGAAGUUGGCUUCUUCUCUGCAGUAGUACGAGUCAAGCAUAACAGCGGCUCGGCUGAGUAGAUUAGUUGAAGCGUUGGUCAUUUUUGGAAGCGAAAGAGAGGAGAAGAUAUAGAGCUUGUGAGAAGCGAUAUUAAGUAUGUGCAAUGAUUGUAUUAGGUGCACGAUAUCUUCGAUACAUAGAUUACAUGAAUUACACGCAAGAUAAUUUCUAACAUCUUUGCAACAUCUUUUUACCGAAAAUUCCUCUGUAUCGUCGUAGAGUAUUUAACGCUUAAAAUACUUCUUGUACAUAUAUGCGUACGAAUAAUUGCAAUCGCAAUUGAAUAAUUAGAUACACAUACACACACAUUUCCUUCGGAUCUAACUAAUGUUCUUCAUUAAUAAUAUAGGGAGUGUAUAUAUAUAAAAUUUAUAUAGUCGUUCAUCGGUACAUCUAUGUAGAAUUUUAUUAAUCACGCAUUAUUAUCUUUAUUGUAACUUCCAGUAGUCUGAAAAUUGCUCUAAUUGUAAGAUAAAUAACAUAUUUAUUGAAAAACAAGAAGUUACAAUAUAAUAAUAACGAUAAUAGUAAUAAUAGAAUAGUCAUGUAGCAACAACAGCGAUAGUAAUAAUAAGAAAUAACAAUAAUAUCGAGAAAAGAUAUCAAACUAUUUAAUACGCGAGCAGAAGUGACUCUCAGGUGAAUUCUAUAAAGAAAACGGGUCCUAUAAAAAUUUUAUUUGGUAUUGAGAUAAGAAUGAUAUAUGAAUCUGAAGGGUGAAUGAUUAACGAUUAUUCCUCGUUUGUACUUCCCAUUUGUUCAUUCAUCAUCGUCGAUCGCGAUGAUGGCACACUCAUACAUUUAUCGGUCUCCGCGGUCCAUUAGUCACGCAAAGUCAAUUAUAUCUCCCUCUCGGCACGUGUAGAUCAUAGAUUUCUAGUACCAAGAGGUUUCGAGCAAAUUCAUAAAUAUACAGAUAAAAAAAUCGAAUAACAUUAAAAGGACAGAUUUCUUACAAAAUUUUUAUACAUAAUAAGCUCUUAUUCUUUUUAAUAUAAAAAUUGUUUGUCUUAAUCUUUUAAAAAGCAUCAUUAUGCUUUUGUUAAUUAUGCAUAAAGUUUUAUCAAAUUUGGUUUGAAAUGAAAUAUGUUUAUUUAACGGGAAAACGCUACUUAAAAUAUUGAAGUGGCGAAAUGGUUAUAUUAAUGUGUAAUAUAUUAAUGUGUAAUAUAUUAAUGUGUAAUAUAUUAAUAUUGCAAUUCCGAUACCUUUCCAAAUUUGAAAUAAGAAAACUGGCUUUUACAUCUCGUAUCAUAGUUAUGUAUUAUUCUGUACGGAAAAAGUAAUUUUCUCAUAAAGAUGUUAUUUAUGUCUGUAAUCUUAACGGGAGCGUUUUCACUUCGCACGUGCCGAAAAGAAAUCGCUCAUUUACAUAGCAUUAAAGAACAAGAAUCAGUAUUACCUACGUAAAGAAUACAUUAUAAUGUACAUUAUAAGAGUUAAGAUCAGCUAAUUUUACGAGCAUAUCACUUUUCCUUUAUUAUUACAUUUUGUUCUUCAGGUAUUCGACUUUAGAUAAGUUCUGAAUAUUAUUACUGAAUAUUAACGAAUGAAAGUGGUUUCGAGAAAGGAUCGGCAGAAAUAAUCUGUGCAUCCAAAUUUAAUAACCCAAAAAGAACCAUUGGCUAUAUUUAGAAUAAUUUUAAUUUAUAUUAUAGAAUAAUUGUAUAUACUUAAUUUUCUCUUAGAUACACUAUAUUUAUAUUUAUACCAAAUUUAUUAGUUUUGAAUAUAAUUCAUAAUCCAGCUAAAAAUAGCUGAAGAUGAUUACUGCCUUAUCUUAAAUUUUAUAAAUAAAAAAUUGAUCUCAAAGAUACAAUGUAGACAAGCGGCUUGUUAAUAUCUCCUAUAUCACUAUUAUUUUUUUCUGUGGUAAUCGUUACAUGUGUGGGGAAGGACUAGCAGAUUAAUUAGCUGACUCACGUAACCGAUUCACAUGUAAUUUUUAUUGUUUAUCGUAAAUUAAACAUAUGACGAGUGUGCUGAGACAAUUCUCCAUAACCAGUGAAGAUUGACUGAUCUAAAAAAAAAAGAAAAAAAGGAAAGCAAAAGAGAAUAAUUACACAGAAACAAAAGAAGUAAUACAAUUUGCGAAAAAACGGCGAAAAAGUGAUGGCGAAAUGCGCGGGAGUUUUCGUCAUGAUCCAGAUAGCACGCGCAUGUCAUUUGAGAUUAAUUUGAACAUUAGUCACAUAUGAAAUAUUAGUCAUGUUCAUAUAAGUGACAAAUAUUUGACGUCAAAUUGAUUUCAAAUAACAUGCGCUUGUUACCUGGGAAGGAACAUCUGUGCAAUUCAUCUCUAGUGCCUUAUAGAUAUUCCUUAGCGUGACUACAUGAUUAGAUGUUAUCAAUCGGCGAAAAUGUGAGGAAAGAUCAGAAGAACAAAACCGCUAAGUCGUAUGUUAUGUGUAUAUAUAAAUGCGAUGUAAUCGCAGGAUAAUGAAUUGCGCGAUAAUAUAAUGUAACCAAAAAUAGGAUGAAGAUCAAUUACUCAGGACUAAAUGUAUUGUAUCAUCAUUUUAUCUAUGUCAAUAUAAUUUGCGUUUCAAAUAAACGUUUUUCAUUCUAAAA
This is a messenger RNA of Ooceraea biroi (clonal raider ant), 4023 nucleotides long. RefSeq lists its product as uncharacterized. Lineage: Eukaryota; Metazoa; Arthropoda; Insecta; Hymenoptera; Formicidae. The record is from RefSeq and is a predicted model, not a curated record.